Argentina anserina (silverweed cinquefoil) is the source of this 3719-nucleotide messenger RNA. Its product is annotated as putative pentatricopeptide repeat-containing protein At1g12700, mitochondrial. Gene Ontology annotation, molecular function: protein binding; mRNA binding. The transcript is spliced from 2 exons. NCBI's taxonomy places the organism in Eukaryota, Viridiplantae, Streptophyta, Magnoliopsida, Rosales, Rosaceae. The record is from RefSeq and is a predicted model, not a curated record. Bases 23 to 1768 code for a protein of 581 amino acids.
UCACUUACAUUUGCCUUGCUUGAUGUUUUCCGCUACCAAAACCAAACAUGGAGCUCUCACUCUUUCCUCUUUUCUGUUCAAGCACUUCACACCAUUCUCACCUUUCUCCUCCAAACCCAACUCAAAUCCCACACCUAAUCAGAUUGCCACCAUCCCCAAAACCCCCGCUUCACACGUUUCAGACCCACCAGCUGCUUCUGCCGUGGCUUCACUCUGCUCUCUCCUCUCUAACCAAACCGCCACUGUCGAUAGUUUGUUGGGUGGUUUCAGACAACAUCUGAGUUCGCAACUGGUGCUUCAGAUACUCAUGAACUACAAGCAGCUGGGGAGGAGAAGGACUCUGGAGUUCUUCACUUGGGCCGGGUUUCGAAUGCACUUUCAGUUUGAUGACUUCGUGGUCGAGUACAUGGCUGAUUUCCUAGCUAGGAGGAAGCUAUUUGAUGACGUCAAGUGUCUGUUACUGACAGUUUCAUUGCACAAGGGCCGUGUUUCGUGUCGAGCAGUUGCGACUUGUAUUAGGUUUUUGGGUAGGGAGGGGAGGAUUAAGGAGGCACUUUGUGUGUUUGAGGAAAUGGAAUCUAGAUUUGGGUGUAGGCCUGAUAAUCUUGUGUACAAUAAUGUGCUUUACGUGCUUUGUAAGGAGGAAUCAUCUGGGCAUUUCAUUGAUUUUGCUCUUGCUGUUUUUCGGAGGAUUGAAUCGCCUGAUGUGUAUUCUUAUAGUAAUAUGCUUGUUGGUUUGUGUAAGUUUCGUAGGUUUGAGGUUGCUGUUGAGGUUUUUGGUGAAAUGUGUAGGGCUGGUGUGGUUCCUACUAGGUCUGCAGUGAAUGUUCUUGUUGGAGAGUUGUGUUUGUUGAGUGCGAAAGAAGCGGCUGUUGCUAGAGUGAGGGUGAAAAAUGUGCGUAGGCCGUUUAAGAUUUUGGUUCCAAAUGUGCAUGAGAAGAGUGGUGCUAUUCAGCCAGCAGUUGGAGUGUUUUGGGAAGUUUAUAAGUUAGGCUUGUUGCCUAGUACUUUUGUGAUAAUCCGGCUUCUAUCGGUGCUUUCCCAAUUGGGGAAAACUGAAGAGGCUGUUCGGGUCUUGAAGGCUGUUGAGGGGAGGAAACUGAGUUGUGUUGAGGAGGGCUACUGUAUUGUGAUGAAGGGUUUGUGUGAACAUUGUUGUGUUGAGGACGCUAGUCAUUUGUUUGGGAGGAUGCUCUCUCAGGGCAUGAAGCCAAAGAUCACUAUUUAUAAUUCUAUUAUUUGCAUGCUUUGCAAACUAGGGAAUUUGGAUGAUGCUGAAAAUGUUUUUAAGAUAAUGAACAAGAUGCGAUGUCUUCCAGACAGUUGUACUUAUUCUGCAUUGGUCCAUGCUUAUUGCGAAGCUGGAAAAUGGAAAGCUGCUUAUGACUUGAUGAUAGAAAUGCUUGGAUUGGGUUGCUCUGCGCCUUUUCACACUUAUAGCUUAGUGAAUAAACUUUUGAGGGAAAACAAUCGAAUGGAUUUGUGUUUCAAAUUGGAAAGGAAGUUGGAAACCCAGAUCUUGGAGAAGCUAUGCAAAGAUGGUCGAUUAGAGGAUGCGUAUGAGAAGAUGAAAUCAAUGAUUGAAAAGGGAUUUUACCCACCAGUGUAUGCAAGAGAUGCAUUUAAGAAUGCAUUUCGAAAGUGUGGAAAACUAAAUGAAGCUCAGGAUUUGUUACAGACGAUACAUGAAAUGGACCACAAUGAGGAGAAACAACUUACCGUCAAUGAACCUAUUGAGAAGAAUGUCAAGAAGCAAUUAUGCAGAUAAUUAGAUUUGAUCACUGGGAACAAGGACUGGACUCAAGUUUCAUGAAAAGAGCAUGGAAAUAACCUACCAGGAAAGAUGCAUCUUUCUGUGUUGGAAGUUGCCUGGCAUGUACCUGCUGUAUGUUGAGUGUUUGGUACAUUGCCAUAGAUCACUAUCAUGACCAAAAGUUGUUGUCAUCAAUGUGAGAAAUCAAACAUUCAGGUUUUUGUUCAGAUUCUUGUCACCUUGUGGUAUAGUAGUGUACAAUCUGGAGUUGCAGUCUUCUGCUAUCAAUUGAUUAGUAAAUCAGAAAUUACAGCAUCUUAUGGACUCCAUGUCAGCUUGAAUUUGAAAGAUUAUAAGAUGGUAAGAGAGUGGAAAAAACUAAAAGAUGUUAUUUGAAUACCUUUAAAGAAGGAGAACAAAGUGAACAGUUGGGGAUAUGGUCAGGGCAAGAGGACGAGAGGGCGUAUUGAUUGGCAUUUGCAGUGCUUCAGUGCGCUCCAUAGACGCAUAUGAGGAGCUUGAUGAAAGGUAAAGAUUUGUUAGUGGCUGCCCGAGGGAGGCACUGAAAGUUAAGUGAAGGGAGUACGUUAUCAGAUUGGCACAGGGGAGAAGGUGUCUGUAUGUGAUGACCCCUGGAUCCCAAGAUCCUACACCUUCUAGAGCUGUGGAAGGUUCGGAGAAUCUUAAGGUGGCUGAAUUGAUUGAUCCAGAUACCUCAGAGUGGAUGGUUGACUGGUUACAGGAGUUGUUUUUUGAAAAAGAGUUUGACGUGAUUUGCACGAUUCCCAUUAGUUUUCGUAAUCCUGAUGAUCGCUUUAUCUGGCAUUUUGAUAGACAUGGCUGUUUUUAAUUAAGUCAGGAGUGGAUAUCAUAUUGCCAGGUGUUUGAAAGCAGAUCAGUCCCAGGGCUCUACAUCAAGCCUGAACAAUGGCAAUGAUAUGUGGAAGAAAAUUUGGGGAGGGUUAAGGUGAUGCCGAAGGUGAGAGAUUUUGUGUGGAGGUUAGUACGUAAUAUUGUUCCCACUAGAACUCUACUGGAUAAGAGAGUUCAAUUGACAGAUUGAAGUUGUCCCUUCUGUAAGGGUGAGGAGGAAUCUGUUGUGCAUUUAAUUAAGGAGUGUGAUAUUACAGCUUGUAUGUGGCUUGGUAGCAUGCUGGGUUUACGCGCUCAGAGCCAUAGUUCAACGAAUAUGGUGGACUGAAUUGCUGCUACAAUGGAUUUGCUUACACCCCAGCAGAUUGAAUGUUUUUUUAUGAUGUUAUGGGCCAUUUGGGAGGAGAGGUAUAAUGUUGUAUGGAACAACAAGAUGGUGGAUCGUGCUGGUGUGGGGAUUAGGGCUGCGAAGCUUCAGUCCGAUUAUAUAAUACAGUCCAUCCAGUAUUUCCAAGAGUAGUGGGCACACGUGGGGUUGUGAAGUGGGAAGCCCCUCCACGAGGGAGACUCAAGCUCCAGCUCAAUUUCGAUGGAGCUUUUAGGGAUAGUGGGACUGGUGGUGCCGGCAUAGUUGUUCCUGAUGAGGAGGGAGAAGUAGUUGGUGUGUGGUCUAAGCAGAUGCCUCAUUUGAGUUCGGCUUUGCAUGCCAAAGCCAUUGCGUGCUUUCAACUAAAUAAAACAUAUGUAACAAAAAAUUGAUCACAAGGAAGAGGCAUCGAGUUUUGCUUGAGGGAAGAUCUAGCUGCAUCAACCAUGACUUGAAGAAACGGUUUCAACCUUGUCAAGGAGCCCACAUAAACAAAUGUAGUGAAUUCAAUAUCCCGUCGUAGGAUUAAACAGCUCUAGCUAUCUCAAAAUGGCUUCAAAAUCAAUGUCAAUGAUGAGACGUUCAGAACUCUCCGUAUCGCUGUGGUUGACCACAUCUAUAUAUUCAUGAUCCACUGAGAUGAUAGAAGAUAGAACUGUCAGAAUGUCUGAAUUUAAUUUCCACAAUCGAUCCUCAAUAAAUUUAGCAUAGGGUACUAUCCUAGAA